Molecule: messenger RNA, 1140 nt
Organism: Penicillium macrosclerotiorum
Lineage: Eukaryota; Fungi; Ascomycota; Eurotiomycetes; Eurotiales; Aspergillaceae
Exons: 1
Coding region: 1-1140 (379 amino acids)
Source: RefSeq, a predicted model, not a curated record
AUGGUCGAGCUCAUUAGUCCUCCGGACCCACGUUCACUGCUUCCACCGCUUCUGGCCUGUCUCCCCACAGCUUUCGUUUCGCCGCGCCCGCCACCAGCUCUCCUCCCUGUCCUCUCUCCGAUCCUGCGCCAGCGUGUCCAGAUCCUCACCUCGGUUUCCACCUCGCCCUCUGACUCCUGGCUCCGGCUCCUCUGUUGGGAUGCCUCAAAGGCCGAACGCCUGCAGAGCAUCGUCGACGAUGCCAGUUUCGAGCCACACCCGGUCUCCGGCGAGAUUGACCUCCCGGGCGACAUUCCGAUAGCCUACAAACGCAUUGAUGACGAGACCCUACAGGCGCAGGUCCGGCUCCCGGAGUACCGCCUGACGGUGAUCUAUCUCUGGUGCCCCGACGACGACGCUGGCGGCGGCCGGGGCUGGCGUGUGGCGGAAGUGCUUCCGCGCGAGGGCCCCGCGGACGAUGAAAGCUCGUGGGCUGCCUCGAUCAGCGAGGCAAAUGCCCAGGCCAAAGAACAACUCUUCGCCGACGUCCUCGACGAUCGUGCGGAGGGCCAGCCCGGAAACAAUGGCCCGCAGGAACAAGCGCCGGAGGAUGACGACGACGACGAUGAUUACUGGGCCCAGUACGAUGCCACACCGGGGAACAAGACCCCGGCCCCGCGGACGCAAUCAUCCAACCUCCCGCCCUCUGGUCUCUCGGAGGCGUCCUACUUCUCCCAAUACGGCAACGUCCAGCCCGCUAUGGACAACCACGACCCCGAAGAAGAGCAGCCGGAAGUCGGCCCCUCGUCCUUAAACGGAGAUAUGCUGGCCAGCUUGCUGCGGCGCCAGGUAAACGGUCUCGACGCCAAGGCGCCGCGCACCAACGGCUAUGCCGCGGGUGACGUGCCCAACGACGAAGCAGCUCGCGCCCUAAGCCAUCCCCGCCCCGCGUCCGCCUCAUCCACCAGCUCGGAUGCGGUCGCCCGGCUGGAGCUGGAGGCAGAGAGCCAGUCCACAUACGAAGUUGGCGUGAAGCAGCACAUCGGCACGAGCAUCAAGAGCUUGUUCCGUCUGGCCAAGGCGACGGGCAUGUCGCGGGUAGACUUCCAGGCCUUGGUGCAGACGGAAUUGGAGCUACUGGAGGUCACGGACGAUGAGUGA